AGAGGAUUAGACAGGCUUGUGUUCGCACCUUCCCUGCUGCAUUGCUCAGAACUUCACAUCGCGUCUUUAGUUUCAUUCAUCUGAACGCCACAGAACUGACGGAAGACUGUAAAGUUUUAUAGAUUUCAAACUUUCUACGGCACACACAUGGACCCUCAAGAAGACUUGACAGACAGGGACAUCACUCUGAGCGUGCAGCUUCCAGGAGGUCAGGAGACCACAGCCACAGUACACGGCAGUAAGCCAGUGAUGGACGUUCUGGUGAUUUUGUGCGCUCAACACCGCCUCGUUCCAUCAGAUCAUGUCAUCAAACUCGUCUCCACCAAUCAGAACCACAUCAGUUUCAAACCCAACUCUCCGAUUGGCUCUCUUGAGUUUGAGAAAGUCCUCCUGCAAGCUAAAGGGAGUGACGAUGCUAACAGGAAAAAGCCUCAUUUGCCUGUGCCAACAGUUCGUCUUUUGAUAAACUACAAGAAGUCUCAUAAAGCAGUGGUGCGGGUCAAUCCCAGAGUGCCGCUGGCUGAGUUGAUGCCCUCGCUGUGUGAGAAGUGCGAGUUUAAUCCAGAUACCACCCUCUUAAUGAGGACGUACCGGUCAGAGGAGCGCCUGGACCUCACCAAAACACUCAAUGACUAUGGAAUCAGAGAGCUGUACGCCAAAGACAUGAAAGUGGUUUCAACCAAUCACUCCGCUGGUCCCGUGUCAACAGAAGGUGUUCAAACCCCAGUCAAAGAGAAGAACCAGAGAGAGAAGGGAAACAAAGGAUUUUUUGGCUUUUUUAAAAAGAGCAAGAAAACAUCUGAGCAGGUUUUGACUGUCAGUGCUCCAGGUUCUCCUGAACUGAACAGCCAGCAUGCGGUCAGAGAGACGUGUCUCAACGGUCACUCGGCUUUACCUGCGGAUGCUGCAGACAUGCCCAAGAAGAGACCCGCUCCACGUGCUCCUCUGAUGACAUCACAGAGCGUCGGCUGUGAACUUGUUUACAAAGACUUUACUGAACUUUCAGAGCAGGACACAUCUGGAAAACAGGGUCUACUCAGUCGAAUAUUAUCCACCGAGUCCUCUCUUAAAAGAACUAAAAGGAAAGCUCCGCCCCCUCCAUCUGAUGCAGAUAACAAAGAAAAUGAUGAAGAUGACGACAACAGUUCCGACAAAUCUAGAGCUCAUGUAGCCGGCCGUUGCCCUGCGAUCGCUGAAGUUAUGAGUGAACUUGUGGAAUCACUGCAGGCUCGACAUCAGAGAAAGUUGUCUUCUGAAAUUUCUCCAACGGUCCAGCAUCAAGAGUUUCAGGCUCCUCCUGGCUGUCAUCUGUUGAGGAACUCCUGUGAGAGAGAAGGUUUGACCACCUUCACCGUGGUUCCUCAGAGACGCUUUGAGGUGUCACCGACCCAGCAGAUAUCCGACACUGCCGAAACAGAACAGGACCUGAGCCCCGGUGCCCUGGAACACCCAGAGAUCCACACUGAAGAACCUGCAGAAGAAGAGGUCCAAAGUGAACUUUUCAAAAGGGCUUCAGAGACGCCCGAGAACCUUUCAGAGGUUCUUCGGCACUUAGAAAAAGAGAAUCAAACAUGGACGGACGUCGAGAUGGAGAAAAUCAACAAUGGGCGAUCUCUUCACCUGAAAAACAUCAAAGAAGAUCUAGAGUUGUUCCGGACGGGCUUGAAGAAUCUCAAACCAGUUGGGAGUCAAAUGACAAAUAAUCUGAGACAGGCUAGCGAGUCGAUUCAUUCAAAUAUAGAUGAAAGACAAGAACGUGCUCCGCUGGAGACCUGUAAGGAGGAGAACUGGAUGGAGGAAUACAAAGAGAGGAGAAGAAAGUUUAUAGGUGUUGACGGUAAGAGAAUUAAAGAUGCCCGGGGGAAGAUUAAAAGAGAAUUCCGAAACUCACAAAUGGAAGUAGAUGAUGAGAAUUUCCCAUAUCCGCCGCCACCUGUCUGCUGGCAUGAGAAUAACAGUGAUGGAGAAAACGCCAGCGAUGAAGAGAUGGAGACGGCCACAGAUGCCCGAACACGCAACCGGUGGCCGAACCGUGAAAGUCACUUUGACCAAGAUGAAGCUCUCAAUUCAAAUACCGUUUACGAAGGGGACUCGCACCUCUCGAAACCAAAAGCCCACUCCACCCAAACCAAGCCUGAACCGGAACCAGUGGAUCACGGCUCAGUUCCUCUACCUCCUGGACAUCCGUCUAAAUCACGCUCUGAUGCUUGUUCUCUUUUUGCUUUGGCUGUAUUUCAGAAGGCCAAACAUUGCAGACGUGGGAUGGAUCCCAAACACAACAAGAGGUAGAUGAUGUUCAGUCUGAAUGAGGUGUUCAUCACCAGAAGAUCGAAUCUCUUUUGUCACUUUCUUGGUUUUAUCAUUGUGAAUAUUUUGCUUUGAUGAUGAAUUACAUUUUGAAAGCUUUAUCUGUUUUCACCAAACUUGUGUUUCUAUGUGUAUUCUGUGAGAAUUUCUUUCUAAUUUCUGGAAUUCGGUCAAGAUGUUUGAUGUGUUCCAGAAAUGACGUCUGAUAUGAGCGUUGCCAGCAUUUCAACUGAUGGUCAUAGAAACAAUAAUAUGCCAAGUCUGAAUAUGUGAACGCUUUAUCAUGUCUUGUAAAUAUUUUGUGUAUUAAUGAAGGCUUGUAUUUCUGAGGUGUUUUUCCCCAAGAUAUUUUUUUCCUAAUGAU
Triplophysa rosa is the source of this 2671-nucleotide messenger RNA. It is a transcript of the gene cobll1a, whose product is annotated as cordon-bleu WH2 repeat protein-like 1a. The transcript has 11 exons. Gene Ontology annotation, molecular function: actin monomer binding. The record is from RefSeq and is a predicted model, not a curated record. Bases 148 to 2289 code for a protein of 713 amino acids. Lineage: Eukaryota; Metazoa; Chordata; Actinopteri; Cypriniformes; Nemacheilidae. Gene Ontology annotation, biological process: signal transduction.